AUGCCAGAGAAAAAGUCCAUCCGGGUGCAGCAGGAGCUGCAGGGCUACCGUCUGUGUCGUUGGCGGCUGGCCCUGGUGGGCCUCGGGGUGCUGUGUACAGGGGGCUUCCUUCUCCUGGUGCUCUACUGGAUGCCAGAAUGGUGCGUCAAGUCCACCUGCACUCGUACCACAGCCCGUGAUGCCCAAGUGGUGUUGCUGCGCUCCACGGAUGAGUUCCGGCGCUGGUUCCUGGCCAGGGUGCGAGUGAUGCUUGCCCCAGGGAGAAACCCCUUCCACAGCCUGGAGACCCAGACCACCUCCCCCUCCUCCCCUUCCUCUCCUUCCUCCCUCUCCUACCCCUUCUCCUCCUCUGCUUCCCCACCUCAGGCCAACGGACACACCAUUCAUCCCUCCGAUGGCAGCCCUGCUCAGGAGCUAAUCAGGAAAUUUGCAGACUACCAGCCCACGCAGAUUCGCUACUUUACCUUUCAUAGCACAAAGUAUUAUUGGAACGACGAGAAGCAGAACUUUGAGGUUUUAACUGGCCUGGAGGAUCUGCAGGUCAGCUGCUCCACCCUCCACUCGGAGCACAGCACAGGCCUGACUAUGAACCAGCAGGAGUACAGGAGACUGUUCUUCGGAGUGAAUGAAAUUGCAGUGAAAGUGCCUUCUGUUUUCAAGCUGCUUAUCAAAGAGGUCCUCAACCCUUUCUACAUCUUCCAACUCUUCAGUGUGAUCCUGUGGAGUGCCGAUGAGUAUUACUACUAUGCUGCGGCCAUUGUUUUAAUGUCGGUCAUAUCCAUAGCUACCUCUUUGUACACCAUCAAAAAGCAAUACGUCAUGCUUCAUGACAUGGUGGCAGCUCACAGUAUUGUUCGUGUGUCCGUAUGCCGAGCCAAUAAUGAUAUCGAGGAAAUUUUGUCUACUGAUCUGGUGCCCGGUGACGUGAUAGUCAUCCCCAGCAAUGGGACCAUCAUGCCAUGUGACGCCGUGUUGGUCAGUGGCACCUGUAUCGUCAAUGAAAGCAUGCUUACAGGUGAGAGCGUUCCAGUGACAAAGACCAACCUCCCAAACCCAGUGCCAGGGGACAGGGGGGAGGAGGCUGGUAGUGCCUACAACACAGAGGAGCAUAAGAGACACACACUCUUCUGUGGCACCAAUGUUAUCCAGACCCGCUUCUACACAGGCGAACUGGUCAAGGCUGUAGUGGUGCGCACAGGUUUCAGCACAGCUAAAGGCCAGCUGGUGCGCUCCAUCCUUUAUCCCAAACCCACCGACUUCAAGCUGUACCGCGAUGCCUACCUCUUCCUGUUGUGUCUGGUGGCUGUGGCUGGAAUCGGCUUUGUUUACUCCAUUGUACUCAGUAUCAUGAACGAGGUGCCAGCUAAGACCAUCAUCAUUGAGUCCCUGGACAUUGUCACCAUAACAGUACCACCGGCGCUGCCAGCCGCUAUGACAGCCGGCAUUGUGUAUGCACAGCGACGCCUAAAACGUAUCGGCAUUUUCUGCAUCAGCCCACAGAGAAUUAAUAUCUGCGGCCAGAUCAAUCUGGUGUGCUUUGACAAAACUGGAACUCUGACAGAAGAUGGGUUAGACCUGUGGGGAGUCCAGAGGGUUGAGAAUGGCAGCUUCCACCUGUCAGAAGAAAAUGCCUACAAGGAAAAUCUUGUCAAGUCCCAGUUUGUGGCUUGCAUGGCCACAUGCCACUCACUUACCAAAAUAGAAGGCCAGCUGUCUGGGGACCCACUGGACCUCAAAAUGUUUGAGGCCACAGGCUGGAUCCUGGAAGAGGCUACCGAGGAGGAAACGUCUCUUCAUAAUCGUAUCAUGCCCACUGUCGUUCGACCGCCUAAGCAGCUGUUGCCCCCGGAGCCUGCUGUAACACCAGAGCAGGACAUGGAACUCUAUGAGCUCUCGGCAGCCUAUGAGAUUGGUAUUGUGCGCCAGUUCCCUUUUUCUUCAGCGCUCCAGAGAAUGAGUGUAGUAGCUCGUCUCCUCGGGGAGAAACGUAUGGAUGCCUACAUGAAAGGUGCACCAGAGGUUGUGACUAGUCUCUGCAGAAGAGAGACGGUGCCAGAAAACUUUGCAGCGGUUUUGGAAGGCUACACGAAGCAGGGUUUCCGAGUCAUUGCUCUCGCUCAUCGGCGGCUCGAAUCAAAACUUACUUGGCACAAGGUCCAGAACAUCAACAGGGAUCACAUAGAAGCAAACAUGGAGUUCCUGGGUCUCAUCAUCAUGCAGAACAAGCUGAAGCCAGAAACUCCAGGGGUGCUGCAGGACCUUCAUCAAGCCAACAUUCGCACAGUCAUGGUUACUGGUGACAACAUGCUGACGGCCAUCUCUGUGGCCCGCGACUGCGGAAUGAUCCCUCCCCAGGACACAGUCAUAAUUGCCGAUGCCCUCCCUCCACACGAUGGACAAGCCGCCAAGAUCACCUGGAGAUACGCUGACAAACCUCGCAGUGCGUCCCGACUUCAGGAAGUGAACAUAAGCCUGGAGGAUGUCUGUCACAUAGAUGAUCCCAAAAGCCAAGAGCUCUACCACUUUGCUAUGAACGGAAAAUCAUUUGCUAUAAUCGAUGAACAUUUCCCAGAUAUGCUUCAAAAGCUCGUGUUGCGCGGCACAGUGUUUGCCAGAAUGGCACCUGACCAGAAAACCCAGCUGAUUGAGACGCUGCAGGGUGUCGACUACUUUGUUGGAAUGUGUGGCGAUGGCGCGAAUGACUGUGGGGCUUUGAAGAGGGCUCAUAGUGGGAUCUCUCUGUCGGAGCUCGAAGCCUCAGUAGCAUCUCCCUUCACCUCAAGGACCCCCAACAUCUCCUGUGUCCCUAACCUCAUCAGGGAGGGCCGUGCUGCUCUUAUCACCUCCUUCUGUGUGUUUAAGUUUAUGGCCCUCUACAGCAUCAUCCAGUACAUCAGUGUCACUCUCCUCUACUCUAUUUUAAGUAACCUUGGCGAUUUCCAGUUCCUCUUCAUCGACAUUGCUAUCAUCCUCCUCAUUGUCUUUACCAUGAGUCUGAACCCAGCGUGGAAAGAGCUGGUGUCCCGUCGUCCUCCAUCAGGUCUGAUCUCAGGGCCUCUGCUGUUCUCUGUGCUGACCCAGAUCCUCAUCUGCUUGGGCUUCCAGAUCUGGACAUUCCUUUGGGUCAAACAGCAGCCCUGGUACAAAGUUUGGACGCCACUUACCGAUGUCUGCAACCUCACAUCACACAUUGAAAUGGACUUUGAAAAUGAGACGGAAGAGGACGAGCACAACAUCCAAAACUAUGAGAACACCAGCCUCUUCUACGUCUCUUCCUUCCAGUAUCUCAUUGUUGCUAUUGUUUUCUCCAAAGGCAAACCUUUCAGGCAGCCGAGCUAUAAGAAUUGGCCUUUUGUGCUGUCUGCUGGGAGUUUAUAUGUUUUCCUGCUGUUCAUCUUGUUCUACCGAGUAGACGUCAUUAAUGGGUUUAUGGAGAUUGUUUGCAUCCCGUUUGAAUGGAGGCUAAAACUUUUCCUCAUCAUCUUAGUCAAUGCUGCUGUGUCUGUUUUGGUGGAGACCAUCAUCCUUGACAUCGUCUUACGGAAGCUUGUGUUCAGCCGAGACAAACAGGGCAACUUUGGCGUCACUCCUGCCGCCCCGGCACCACAGGGAGUCAAUGAUCUGUAUGGACACAAGUGUCUGUCCUGCCAGUGUUGCCCCCGCAAGAUGAGACCCAAAGCUCGCUACAUGCACCUUGCCCAGGAGCUCAGUGUGGACCCUGACUGGCCUCCGAAGCCCACCACUACCACUGAAGCCAAGCCACGCCCAGAAAAUGGCUCUGCCUAUCAAAUCAUAAUCAACUCCUAGCACCCCACACCCUGUACUAGCUUAUUCAGGUGUGUUCAGUAAAUUUCAAUGGAACUGUCAUGGGAUAACUGCUUGCCUUCACUGUUCGUGCUCCAAUGCUGUAUAGUUUCAGAUACUGUAUUAUUGCGCAAAAAAAAUCUAUGACACACAUCUACCAAAU
This is a messenger RNA of Pundamilia nyererei, 3967 nucleotides long. RefSeq names its product ATPase 13A3 (gene atp13a3). The record is from RefSeq and is a predicted model, not a curated record. NCBI's taxonomy places the organism in Eukaryota, Metazoa, Chordata, Actinopteri, Cichliformes, Cichlidae. The transcript is spliced from 32 exons. Gene Ontology annotation, molecular function: ATP binding; polyamine transmembrane transporter activity; ATP hydrolysis activity. Gene Ontology annotation, cellular component: late endosome membrane. Gene Ontology annotation, biological process: intracellular calcium ion homeostasis; polyamine transmembrane transport. The coding region runs from base 1 to 3807 and encodes 1268 amino acids.